Messenger RNA from Suillus clintonianus, 1824 nucleotides. RefSeq lists its product as uncharacterized. Lineage: Eukaryota; Fungi; Basidiomycota; Agaricomycetes; Boletales; Suillaceae. The transcript is spliced from 9 exons. The coding region runs from base 1 to 1824 and encodes 607 amino acids. The record is from RefSeq and is a predicted model, not a curated record.
AUGUCUGUUCAGCCCGCUGACAUUGCAUACAUACAAAUCUUUCCUCCCAUAGGCAUUGCUCGCCUAGGAGACUCUGGGUUCGAUCUGAGCACCGGAAAGUCAGAUGGCGACAUCGAUUGGUUUCUCCCUUCUGAGAUUCCUGGCACUGAAGAUAUGCCCGCUGAUCUAAAUGGCCGGUUCAGAGAUGCAAAAAACCGCAUCAAACGUCAGGCUGUUCGUUUCCGUGUCUAUGCAUAUCGCUCCGACGGCACCAUACUUGGAGAAAUCACAUCAGGAAACUCCACGGGGUACACCAUUACUUGGAGUGUUCACGUCGCUAAUCACAAAGCCUCAUACUACGAAUUCUAUGGCCAGGAUAGACUGAGGGGCGGCCUUAGGAACCCCGAUGUGCAACCUCUCUUGAGCCCUGAGAAGCGGUCGGAUUUGAUCGUCGACUCUGAAGUCCACACUGUACCUACUCCCCUGCCACGGGUAGAACUGACUGGUUCUUUUCAUGGUUCUCAACAAAAUGCAGUGACCGUUCAUCUGGGCGAAAUUCGCACAGACGAGCAAGGGCGCCUCAUCUUCAUAGGCGGAGCUGGCUACUCCUGUUCUGUCGCAAAGCCAGGUGUUCCGCACUUCCAACCCGACAUUAUUUCGGAGUUUGAUAGCAUCGACUGGGUCGACGACACCUGCGACGGCUGGGUUGACGUCACAGUCACAUAUGCAAACUUGAGCUUCACUGCACUCCAGAAGUCGACUGUCUUAAGUGCACCACCGAAGUUCGCAUGGGGUAUUCCGUCUCCCACCACGAUGUAUGACCUAAUUGCGGAUAUCUAUCACAAGAAGACGGGCUGGGAGGACCACGAGCACACACAAUUCUAUCAGGAUAUAUGGCCUGUCAUGCAUGGUGCUUAUGCACUUUCGUGGGUCAACCGUGAAGCGUACGAUGGCCAUGGCGUUUGUGGGAGGGGAAAUUUUUUGACUAUGAAAGACGAGCUAGCAACACCAGGGCCAACGACUGAGGCAACUCGACUGCUCCGCGAACACAUCUUCAACCGCCUACAACUUCCGGACUACGGAGACAAAGAUCAAGCCUCCACCAAGUAUAUGCCUCGGCUCUCAGGCAACGAUGGCGAUGCACUUGAACCUGGCCAACCCCUGAGCGAAGGUGAACCCAUAAAGCGGUUCGCCACAGUCACUAAGCUGCAGUACGAGCAUUUUGUCAAGUGGAAGAACGGUACUUUCCUCGCCGAUCCUGCACCGUGGAGCAAAUAUAAUUCAUUUGACGAAGUUCCUACGCCUCUGCAACCAUUAUUCUUGACACGUGCGGCUCUAGAGCACACGGUGGGAGAGCCGCUUUACCCAGGAAUCGAGGUGCAUUGGACUGCGAGAGAGACGGAGAUGUACAUCUUCAAUGCCCCUACAACAGACCCUCCUUUCCGCUUCAAUCAUGAGAAAUUCCCGCCUGGCCAUAUCUGCCGCGGUCUGAGUCUGCCAUGGCAGAGCGACUUUGACCAGUGCAACACCCACUGGUGGCCCUCUGCUCGUCCCGAUGAUGUGAUCAACAUCCGUGACUUUGCGUCGGAGAAAGUCGUAUCUGUGGACAAGUUCGUCAAGGAUAUCGCUCCGAAAAGGAGACAGUGGACCCGUGGCUUGCGAGAUACUCCAGAUUUUCCUACUGAGUAUUACCCAGGAAGCACAGACAUGGUUCAGCACUGGCAAAAGCUCGGCUUUGUGGCCAAAGUUCCCGAGAUAGUGAUUGGGGGAUAUAAACUGCCUGUCUGGGUGGAGAACGAGCGUAUGCACAUUGAAGAAAAACCUGUGUUCCAGCUUCCCUUCUGA